Molecule: messenger RNA, 2136 nt
Organism: Anopheles nili
Lineage: Eukaryota; Metazoa; Arthropoda; Insecta; Diptera; Culicidae
Gene: hrg
Product: poly(A) polymerase type 3
Exons: 8
Coding region: 1-2136 (711 amino acids)
Cellular component (GO): nucleus
Molecular function (GO): RNA binding; poly(A) RNA polymerase activity
Source: RefSeq, a predicted model, not a curated record
AUGUGGAAUUCCGAGCGUUCACACGCGAAUGGUGGAGGCGCCGGUUCGUCCACGAAAACACUCGGCAUGACGUCGGCCAUUAGUACAGCCGAACCAAAACCGGAAGAUUUCCAAAAAACGAAGGAGCUGGAAAAAAGCUUAGAACCUUACAAUGUGUUUGAAGCAGAGGCGGAACUGAAUCACCGGAUGGAAAUUUUGGCCAAGCUUAAUACACUCGUCAAACAAUGGGUGCGUGACGUCUCGGUAACAAAAAACAUGCCCGAAGCGAUGGCAGAAAAGCUAGGGGGAAAAAUUUACACCUUCGGCUCCUAUCGACUCGGAGUGCACCAUAAGGGUGCUGAUAUCGACGCCUUGUGCGUAGCCCCACGCAACAUUGAGCGAUCCGAUUACUUCGGAUCGUUCUUCGAGCUGUUGAAGCAACAACCCGAAGUCACCGAGUGUCGAGCUGUGGAGGAAGCGUUUGUACCUGUUAUAAAGAUGAAUUUCGAUGGUAUUGAAAUAGAUUUGCUCUUCGCGAGGCUGGCGUUAAAGGAAAUUCCCGACAAUUUUGAUCUGCGUGAUGACAUACUGUUGAAGAAUCUGGAUCAAAAGUCUGUCCGCAGCUUGAACGGUUGCCGCGUGACGGAUGAAAUUUUGCGGCUCGUACCUAACAUCGACAAUUUUCGCCUUGCUUUGCGGACGAUUAAACUUUGGGCAAAGAGACAUGGAAUUUAUUCCAACUCGCUUGGCUAUUUCGGUGGUGUUUCUUGGGCUAUGCUGGUUGCUCGCACUUGUCAGCUGUAUCCAAAUGCGGUAGCCGCUACAUUGGUGCAUAAAUUUUUCCUCGUAUUCUCUCGAUGGAAGUGGCCCCAGCCCGUGUUGCUUAAGCAGCCCGAUAACGUAAAUCUCGGAUUUCAGGUCUGGGAUCCUCGAGUAAAUGUUCAAGACCGGUUCCACCUGAUGCCAAUCAUUACGCCAGCCUAUCCGCAGCAAAACUCCACAUUCAACGUUUCUAGCUCAACACGCAAAGUAAUGUUAACUGAGUUCAAUCGUGGUAUGCAGAUAACGGACGAUAUUAUGAUGGGCAAGCAGACGUGGGAAAAGUUAUUCGAAGCACCGAGCUUUUUCUACCGGUAUCGUCAUUUUAUCGUAUUGCUAGUGAGUUCCAGCAAUGCCGAUGAUCAUCUGGAGUGGUGCGGUCUUGUUGAAUCCAAGAUACGGUACCUGAUUCAAAAUUUAGAACGCAACCAGCACAUCAACUUGGCACAUGUGAAUCCAAAAUGUUAUGAGCAGCAUGAGCAGAAUUCUGGCACCACAUUAAACGGGGCGGAUGGCAAACCGACCGCGUUCUGUUCACUCUGGUUCAUUGGGUUAGAAUUUGAACGUUCCGAAAAUUUAAACGUCGAUCUAACCGAAAGUAUACAAAACUUCACUGAUUCCGUACACAAGCACGCGGUACACAUCAAGUUAUUGAAGGAUGGCAUGAAAAUAGAAGCCAGACAUGUUCGCCGAAAGCAGCUGGCACAAUAUCUCGAUCCGAACCUAUUGAAGCGUGAAAGAAAAAUCUCCGACAGCUACACGCAGUCGAGCAGCGCCGGAGGCAGUGGAAACAACAACGGCUCUGCUUCGCCAGCGGAUGUUGCUUCUCGCAAACGAAAAUCCACCGAUAUCUCGUCUAACGCUACUACUCCUCUUAGCAGUCCUGCUGGUAUUUCGGCGAUGGGGGCCAAUGGCAGUGCAAGCAAAAAGCGUCGAAACGAUUCCUUCGAAGGAGCUUCAAAUAGCAGUUUCUGUAGCACAUCAUCGACAGUAAUAGGAAUGGCCACCGAAAAUACCUUCAUAGAAGCAGACGAUGCGACAGCCAUCAGCGAUCAUAAUGUCAGCAAUCACACCUCAUCCUCAUCUCCUAAGCUAUCCGCCUCCACCUCCCCUUCAUGUCCAGUAAACGGCGCAGAGGUAGACACUAAUGAUCCAUCGACGUCAUCAAUAGAUCCCGCUGCUAGCGGCGAUAUAAUCGAGGAGGAGAACUCUUACGAAGCGACGAAAUCGACACUUCACGCUAGUAGCAAUCCUCGCAGCAGCAACAGCAGCACCAGCAACAAUGGUAGCCCGAAUCCGGCCCCUGCUGCGGCAGCAACCGAGGUGGCCUGCUCAUGA